Messenger RNA from Dendronephthya gigantea, 607 nucleotides. Its product is annotated as CASP8-associated protein 2-like. The record is from RefSeq and is a predicted model, not a curated record. Lineage: Eukaryota; Metazoa; Cnidaria; Anthozoa; Malacalcyonacea; Nephtheidae. Gene Ontology annotation, cellular component: PML body; mitochondrion. The transcript is spliced from 4 exons. Gene Ontology annotation, biological process: extrinsic apoptotic signaling pathway via death domain receptors; Fas signaling pathway. Gene Ontology annotation, molecular function: transcription corepressor activity. The coding region runs from base 94 to 414 and encodes 106 amino acids.
UUCUUGUCACUUGACACAUCACGUAUCCAGAAUAAAAAGAAUCCCUAGUGUUUCCCUAGUGAACUUUGAUCAUUGUAAAACCAUUAAACCUGUAUGGAGGAACCAUUGGAACCAAAAGAUGAAAUUACUGAUGUGGAUUUGUAUGGUGAUCUUGAGUUUGACGUGACUAAACAGGUUUCUUUUGACGAGAUGAAAGCAAAGUGUGAAGUACAAGCAUCAACAAUUAUCGAUCUUGAAAAAGAGAACCUACAGCUCAGAGAACAGAAUGAAAUAUUAAAAACUAAUAUUUCAUCGUUAUACUUAACUGCUCGGAAUGAGGUCACACGUAAAGAUGCAGAAAUUAAGAGAUUGCAAGAGAUUGAAGUGAAAAGCAGAAAAUAUAGACAUAUUGCUAAAGAUAACCAGGGCAAGUGAAAUAAUAUUGCUAUGACUUAUGAAACACUGUCAUUUAGACAAUGGUCAUUUGACUAUUGACUAUUGACUAUCCCAUAUUCAUUAAGCUUUUCAUUAUAAAAUGUUCAAAACACAACUCACAGCAGUGAUGUAAAGUACGUAUUUUGAAUCUGAUCAAAGAGUAAUCAAAGAUGAACACCUGUAUAUACACUUU